GCUGCAUGUGCCGGCGGCACGGCGCCCGUCGAUGCCAAGCGCCCGUGAGACAGCCUCGGCCCGGGCGCGACAGCUGCUCGACAUGGCCGCCAAGCAGCGAAAGCUCCUGGGACGCGUCCUCUGGAUCACCGUCGUCCUGCUCUGCGUCCUCGGCUGUCUUUCGCAGGUGUUCAUCUUCCUGGAGAUCUUCUGGAAGUUUCCCACAAUAAUUGAAGUCGAGACUGAGCGCACGGAUGACCUCGACUUCCCCGGCGUCACAAUCUGCAACAACAACAGAGUACGGCUGUCCCAGCUGUGUCGACUGCGAGGGGAGACCAACUGCGUCCAGUCCAAGGACAAGGGCACCAUUGAAAACCUGGCGAGUAUCGACCGUCGGAAAUGCCUUACACUUGCAAGCAUGCAUAACGAUUGACCAG
Messenger RNA from Rhipicephalus sanguineus (brown dog tick), 416 nucleotides. RefSeq names its product acid-sensing ion channel 5-like. The transcript has 3 exons. Bases 32 to 412 code for a protein of 126 amino acids. NCBI's taxonomy places the organism in Eukaryota, Metazoa, Arthropoda, Arachnida, Ixodida, Ixodidae. Gene Ontology annotation, cellular component: membrane. The record is from RefSeq and is a predicted model, not a curated record. Gene Ontology annotation, biological process: sodium ion transmembrane transport. Gene Ontology annotation, molecular function: ligand-gated sodium channel activity.